Molecule: messenger RNA, 964 nt
Organism: Suillus bovinus
Lineage: Eukaryota; Fungi; Basidiomycota; Agaricomycetes; Boletales; Suillaceae
Exons: 7
Coding region: 151-669 (172 amino acids)
Source: RefSeq, a predicted model, not a curated record
CGAAAUUUGUUAGGAGUCGUUUCAUGGUUAUCUGGUAGAGCCCCUGUAUGUUAGAUUGGUCAUACUACUAUACAGGGGCUCUCAUUUAAGACGACCGUCUCCCUUCAUUCCUUCAACGUUCGAACAUUCAAUCACUCAAGCAACCUUAACAUGGCUCUCAGAAUCGUCCGAUGGUGUGUCUUGGUGUUAACACUCAUGUUUGCGAUCGUGGUGCUUGGCAUAAGUGCCCACCUCAUCGCCAUCAGACCUACAGACUACUGGCGGUUUGCUGCCCUUGCAGUCGCAGUCUCCUCUCUGACAAUUUUGACAUUGCCUGUCAUUCUCAUAGUUAAUUCCUUCUCAGGCGGUAGUUCACCAGAACGAGUCAUGGGCGAGGCUCUUUGGAUAGCCAUCUUGUGGAUUUUGUGGCUCUCAACUGGAGCCAACUCCACUCGUGCUGCUCGCUCAACUUUCUUCUCUGGUGCUUGUAGUUUCUUCACUGGCUACCCCAACAAGAUCUGCAAUGAAUUCAAGGUCGUGGAGGGCUUUUCUUAUAUGAUCUUCAUCAUCCUGCUAUGCUACAUGAUCGGGUUGAUGGUGUGCGCGUUUAUGCGCGACGAUGAUCACGACGGGCGUGCUCCUCAAACCUCUCAGGUGAAAGCCGCCGACCCGGAAGCCACCAGCCGGUGAAUUGUCAAAUAUUGAGUUUGCUGAGCAUUGCGUGUGAAUUGGCUCGCAUCGUAGUUUCCCUUUAUGUUCUGAAAAUCAAUACUCUAAUUUUUACAUCCAUAGUCAUCGUUAAUGUUACAUAUUUGUACGCCGUGAUGCGAGUGCCUCUCAUUGUGAUAAUGCAACGUGUGAGUAUGUACUUUAAUCCACAGUCAGAGAUUUACGCUUGAGUCAAUGCGAUGAGUGAGACAUUUUAGAUUUUGAACUCCUCACAAGAGCGCUUGAGUUGUCUUUUUGGUGGUGCCAAAGUAGGUGC